AUGACGGACUCGGACACGGAAUCAUUUCAUAGUGCUGUUGGUAGCUUGUCGGAUCAGGAGGAUAUGAACACCAUUGAUACUUAUUUAAAAAGCGAAGAGGUUGAUGAAGAGGAGAAAGUCAGUGCUGUCCAAGACAGCAAAUAUAAAUUCAGUGAAUCUAGUAAUGGUAAGACGCAAAAUAAGUAUUCCGACAAUAAAUCUGAGGUAUCGGAAAUGCUAUUCGUAAAUCGAAAGAAACAAAUGUUUCAAGAUCUAUUAUUUUCUGAGGAGUCUUCAAAAUGCAAAUCUAUUUUGAAAGGACAAAAUCAUGAUUGUGUGUCAGCGAAUGAAGCUCAUUCUGAUCCAGAGAGAGAAAUCAUUUCAGUCCAAGAAUUGAAAGUGGGUGAUGUCUCUUCUGGAAAGAUGCCUGAUUCCCAAACACCGGAAUGGCCCAUUUUACAAUACAGCAGAAUGAGUAUCGGGAAGAUGUCAAAAUCAAAAAAUAACGGAUCGGACAAAAUUUCCCAGAAAGAUGAGAAACUGUUCGAGAUGAAUGGAUUUAAAGUUGAAGUAGCACAAAAGUUUGCAACAGAUAGUGAUAAAAAAUCUGGAAUUGAAAGUAAAGUUCCUGCUUCGGGAAUUGUGGAUAAUGCCAACAUGGUAGAGAAAAUGGAACGGUGUGAGGGAAGAAUCGUUAUUGAUCAUGAGGGGUGGGAUGAUUGGGAAUUGGAAUAUGCAGGAAAAGAUGGGAGCGUUAUCGAAAUCCAAAAUGAAAACCAAGAAUCGCCACGGAUGCUGGCAAAUGACGAACAAAACAGAAUUAUUGCCAGUUCGAAAUUAAAGGCUGGACUGAAGACAAACGAAGUCAAGACAAGCAAGUCGUUCUGGGAUUGGACUGAAUUUGGCGAUAUGGUCUCUGCUGUUGGAGAAGGUUUAACGAAUAUAUCCAGUGUUGUCGAAUCAAGCCUUGGAUUGCCAACACCAGAAGAAUUAGUAAGAGGCCAAUCGAUGGAGAAACUUGCCAAUGAUUAUACUACGAAAGUUGGGAGACUCGAAGUCUACUUAAAAUACUGGAUUUUGCAGGAAAGAGAGGAAAUAGCUAGCUCUAGUAUAAAAUCAUACGGCAAGCUGUUCGCAGGUUUUGGGGCUAACGUUGUAACGGGUUCGUUAGACGUACUUGAAGCACUUGGCAAGAAGACAUUUGAAAAACUAACUCUACCAGAACAGGGUUCCGAGAAAAGGCGAUUUAUCUUUGAACCGGAAAGAGGUCAAAAUUUGUCCGAUGUUUUACGAGAGGUACGCGAAAGUCGAGCAGAAGAAGCGGCAUUUACAACUAGUUGUAUUACAAAACGCGAACUUACAUUUAUUGAUUUCUUUGAGAAAUUUAAUGACACUACUAAUCAGUUGUUUAAUCUUUCCAGAGAAGUAAAUGAAAUUUUCACUGAAGAUCUAGUCAAUACCUUGGAAGAGUAUCAGGAUGAUCAACAGGGAAAUUUCCUUUAUAAUUUCAAAGAAAUAUUAGUAGCUAUUGCCCUACCUUACAAAGAUUCGUGUUUAAUAGAUUCCUAUGCACGAUGUCAAAAACGUUUGGAAAAGUUACCUGAUUCUAACAAUCAAAUUUUCGAACUUUUUCUGGAGUGUUUGGCCGAUUUUACCGCUCAAAGCGUGCAAUCUGUUCAUAAAUUGGGACAAUUGCUGUUAAUUACGACUACCGUAGUGAAACAGGAACCCUUUUCUGAAUUGCAUAGCCUAAUUGGACGACAAAUUUCAUUUUUCAGUAAUCAGUUUGCUCAACAUAUUAGUGCGGUCGAUACACCUUCUGAAGAAACAGAAGAAUUAGUCACAGCGGUUUUUCUAGCAGCCGUCGAUUCAUUCUCAUAUGUACAGCAGUCAUUUCGUCUUCUGCGACCAUUACUUAUUCUGUGA
Molecule: messenger RNA, 1905 nt
Organism: Acanthocheilonema viteae
Lineage: Eukaryota; Metazoa; Nematoda; Chromadorea; Rhabditida; Onchocercidae
Source: the annotation of a GenBank genome assembly